AAAGAUUUCGUCGGAAGAUGGCGCUGCCUGUAGCCAAAAGCGCCGCCUUCCGGAAAGUCCCGAAGCAUGUCAGGAAGAGACUCUUCGGCCGGAUAUGGAUCCCAGAUACUUCCAAGAAAAUCGACAAACUGGACAGUCGAAAAGAUGUCGCACCGACAACUCUAUGGCGUCUACUUUGGCCGCCGGGUUGGCAUCCACGAGGAGGUCCUUCCGUCUUUGAUUCUGGCGCGACGAGUGGCACAUCCAUGGACGAGCCUCCGGGCGAAGAAGACUUGGAGGGGGUGGAGUCGUGGCUGGACGAACACCCCUCCUUCGUCUAUGAUUACUUCGUCCGCAAGGCCACCAGGCAUAUGGUCGACUCUUGGCUGCUAGGACACGCCACCCAAGGGGUAGCUCACGAAGUCGUCUCCACGCCUGCCAGCCCCACUUCCAAAUCGGGUUCGGGGGCUACUACUCCGGUCCGAAAGAUUUCGGCUCACGAUUUCGAAAGGGGCGGUCUUUUGCGGCCCAUCGUCAGUACCACGGUAGAUGGAACCCCCACUUUUCUUCCACUUCCGCUUCCGGGUGAGGUGACCUCGUUUCCGGCCAGCAGACCGAACAGAAAGAGCAGGCAGGAACUUCAGGCCUUGGAUGAACGAGAGAUGAUCUUCGAGUUGGUGAAGGACAUCUGCAAUGACUUGGAUGUUCGCAGCUUGUGCCAUAAAAUUUUGCAAAACGUCAGUAUACUAACCAGAGCCGACCGAUGCUCCCUGUUUCUAGUGGGGGGUGAGAAAGGCUCGCCCAACCGUUACUUGGUCAGCCAAUUGUUUGACGUGUCCAGCGAUUCGACUCUGCAACAAAUGAACGAAAAGGAAGAGAUCAGGCUACCGUGGGGUAAAGGCAUCGUGGGUUACGUCGCAGAAAAGGGCGAGUCCGUCAACAUCACAGACUGUUAUCAGGAUUCCAGGUUUAACCAUACCAUCGACCGGAAGACGGGCUACACCACUAGAAGUAUGUUAUGUAUGCCCAUCUUCGACAACGACGGUCAAGUGCUGGGUGUGGCUCAGGUCAUCAACAAAAACGGGAUCAGAGGAGAAGCAUUCGACACCAACGACGAGAAAGUGUUCGCUCAAUACUUACAGUUCUGUGGGAUCGGUUUGAGGAACGCGCAACUAUACGAGAGAUCAGAAUUGGAAAAUAAAAGAAAUCAGGUGCUUCUAGAUUUGGCCAGGAUGGUCUUUGAGGAACAGAGCACCAUAGAACACAUUGUCUACCGGAUAAUGACGCACACGCAAUCUCUACUAGGUUGCGAGAGAUGCCAAGUACUGCUAGUGGACGAAUCUACCCAAGGAACGUUUUCGCGCGUAUUCGACUUGGAUUCUGGAGACAUGGAAACAGAAGAUUCCAGUUCGAGAAUCAGUCCGUUCGAAGGGAGAUUCCCCAUCAAUGUUGGUAUCACAGGCUAUGUAGCUGCCACCGGAGAAGCUCUAAACAUUCCCGAUGCUUACGCGGACGAUAGGUUCGAUCAGAGCGUGGAUAGAGGUACCAGCUUUCGUCAUCGCAACGUGUUAUGCAUGCCUAUUAGAAAUGCCGACGGCAAAAUUCUAGGCGUGAGUCAGCUGAUCAAUAAAUCAAAUGGGACUCCUUUCAAUAAAAAUGACGAAAAUUUAUUCGAGGCAUUCGCCAUUUUCUGUGGAAUGGGGAUCCACAAUACACAAAUGUAUGAAAAAGCAAUCAAAGCCAUGGCUAAACAAAGAGUGACUCUGGAGGUUCUCUCUUAUCACGCUACAGCACCUCUAGAAGAAGCUUACAGACUUAAAAAAGCUUUAGUUCCUUCCACUCAAGCCUACAAACUUCACGACUUGAAGUUUAAUGACUUCAGCUUGGAUGAUGACGAGAUGUUGAAAGCUUGUCUCAGAAUGUUCCUAGAUUUAGAUUUGAUCGAACGUUUUCAUAUUGAUUAUUUGGUAUUGUGCAGAUGGUUAUUGAGUGUCAGAAAGAACUACCGGCAAGUAACCUAUCACAACUGGAGGCAUGCGUUUAACGUAGGACAAAUGAUGUUUGCCAUCUUAACGAACACAGAACUAUGGAGAGUUCUUGGAGAACUGGAAACUCUAGCUCUAUUAGUUGCUUGUUUAUGCCAUGAUCUCGAUCACAGAGGAACCAACAACUCCUUUCAAAUUAAAUCAUGCUCGCCCUUGGCUCAGUUAUAUUCGACAUCCACUAUGGAGCAUCAUCAUUUCGAUCAGUGUAUUAUGAUUUUGAACAGUCACGGAAACCAAAUAUUAAGCCAUCUAUCUCCCGAAGAGUAUUCUUGGGUGGUUCACGUUUUAGAAGAUGCUAUAUUAGCCACGGAUUUGGCAGUUUACUUUAGGAGGAGGGGUACAUUUUUUAAGCUGAUCAGCUCUGAAGAAUAUGAUUGGCAAGAUGAAAAUCAUCGAGAAUUGCUUAGAGCCAUGCUGAUGACUGCUUGUGAUGUGGCUGCCAUAACUAAGCCGUGGGAGAUACAAAGAGUGGUGGCAGAAUUAGUUGCCAGUGAGUUCUUUCAGCAAGGUGAUAUGGAAAAGGAGGAAUUGAAGAUUCAACCUAUCGACAUGAUGAACAGAGAAAAGAAAGAUCAGCUACCUCUGAUGCAAGUUCGAUUUAUAGAUGCCAUCUGCGUGCCCAUAUACGAGGCCUUUACCAAGAUCCACAGAAACUUGAGCGUCCUGUCUGCCGGAGUGGCUCACAACAGAUUGCAAUGGCUGAAAUUGGCGGAAGAACGUAAAGUGGGACCAGAGAGAGACAAGUAGACAAUAGAACUAACGUAAAUUCAGUCGAGUCGUCCCUUUUUUUUGGCAUUUAAAUCUCGAAGACUUAACAGUAGUACUACCGUUCAUGGUAGAAGAAGGACUCGAAUCAACUAGUGCAAGAAAAAAAAAAAUACAGCACAAAAUAGCCAAAGAAUGUUUUGUCAUCUACUUCAUCAUUCAGGAUGGUGCGAUUAUUCGCAUUUUUCGAGCCAAAAACUCUAAAACUUCGUAUACAAAUUUAUCUACGACGUUAUAUAUAUAUAUAUAUGUAUAUUGGCAUUUUAAAUUAAUUUAUCCGCAUCCAUUUGGAGAAUCCUCAGUGAGAAAUUCGAAUGAGAUGCAAUGUCAUUAAAGUAUACGAUAUUUAUACAAAUGUCAGUCGAAACUACUACUCGACUAUUUUUCUAAACACCAUACAGUUGAAAGAAUACAGAGACAUUCGAUCAAAAUCAAUUUUUUUCUGAAGAACCAUGAAGUUGGUAACGUGGACCAGUAGCCAUUUUAAUCCCGUUUCGGUUUGUCGUGGAUCUAUAAUUUAUUAUUUUGCGUAUGUGAAUUUUUUCCUUCUGAUGUUGUAUCCACCCGAUUCGGGCUAAGUUCCGAUUAAAGUAAAUUCGUUAAAA
Centruroides sculpturatus (bark scorpion) is the source of this 3394-nucleotide messenger RNA. Its product is annotated as dual 3',5'-cyclic-AMP and -GMP phosphodiesterase 11-like. Bases 18 to 2771 code for a protein of 917 amino acids. The record is from RefSeq and is a predicted model, not a curated record. The transcript has 20 exons. Gene Ontology annotation, molecular function: 3',5'-cyclic-GMP phosphodiesterase activity; protein binding; 3',5'-cyclic-AMP phosphodiesterase activity. Gene Ontology annotation, biological process: signal transduction. NCBI's taxonomy places the organism in Eukaryota, Metazoa, Arthropoda, Arachnida, Scorpiones, Buthidae.